AUGUCCUCUCAUGACAACGCGGACUCACCCUCAUCGUCUGUAGCAAAUGCGGUGACCGCGAUGAAGAUUGAGCAGCACGACGGUGCCGCAGAGAUGCCCAUCUCCAACGGCGGAGAUGCCGUUUUGAAACAUGAUCCCAACGGGUUACUAGACCACUCAUUCACCACCAAAGGUCACUCCGAGAUGGAUGAUCUGGCUUCGUCCGCUAUCAAAUCGCGGAACUCAUCUCGAACUCCAAUCAAAACCGAAAAUGGAGAUUUCACAGCCAAGGCAGAGAAAGUCGGGGGCGAUAUCACUGUCAAGAUGGAACCCGGUCAGCCUCCCAAGUUAUCGCGCAGCUCUUCGCAGAAGGUCGUUGCGCAACCCCCUCAGCUGUUUCUGCAUUUGCCGGACAGCACGGCGGAAGCGCAAUCGACUUUUGAAGUGAUGGAAACUUGUACCUAUGCCAAUAAAUACAUGGGUUAUACUGAGCAUGCCAUGGAAUGCGAUUGUGCUGAAGAAUGGGAGCCGUCCGUGUCCAAGAAUCUGGCAUGUGGAGAAGAUUCUGAUUGUAUCAAUCGCGCUACGAAAAUUGAGUGCGUGGGUGACUGCAGCUGCGGUGCUGAAUGCCAGAAUCAACGAUUCCAGCGCAAAGAGUAUGCAAAUGUCGCGGUCAUCAAGACAGCGAAGAAAGGGUUCGGUCUCCGUGCCGAGACUGAUUUGCGACCGCACCAAUUCAUCUUCGAGUAUGUCGGCGAAGUCAUCAACGAGGCUCAAUUCCGGCGACGCAUGAGACAGUACGAUGAAGAAGGGAUCAAACACUUUUAUUUCAUGUCCCUCAGCAGAGGGGAAUUUGUUGAUGCGACGAAGAAAGGCAACCUGGGUCGCUUUUGCAAUCACUCGUGCAAUCCCAACUGCUACGUCGAUAAAUGGGUCGUCGGUGAGAAAUUGCGUAUGGGGAUCUUUGCCGAAAGGGCUAUUCAAGCCGGCGAAGAACUCGUUUUCAAUUACAACGUCGAUCGUUAUGGCGCGGAUCCUCAACCAUGCUACUGUGGCGAACCGAAUUGCACUGGCUUCAUUGGAGGAAAGACUCAGACCGAUCGUGCUACCAAACUAUCUAAUGCCACCAUUGAAGCUUUGGGUAUCGAAGAUGCUGAUAGCUGGGACACCGCUGUUGCGAAGCGGCCGCGGAAGAAGAAGAUGGGCGAGGAUGAUGAGGAGUAUGUUGACAGCGUGCAGCCUAAGUCUCUAGAUGAGAACGGCGUCACCAAGGUCAUGGCAGCCCUGAUGCAAUGCAAAGAAAAGUGGAUUGCUGUCAAGUUGCUUAGGCGGAUCGAACGCUGCGACGAUGAACGAGUCCGCAAUCGUGUGGUGAAGAUGCACGGCUACCAGAUCCUGAAUUCCCAACUCACCUUGUGGAAGGAGGACUUUAAUGUUGUGUUGCAAAUCCUCGAUAUUCUGGACCAGUUCCCACGUCUUACACGGAACAAGAUCAUUGAUUCAAAGAUCGAAUCCACCGUCCAGCCGCUGACAACUUGUGGAGAUGAGCGGGUCGAGAAGAAGGCAGCCGCACUUUUGCAGCACUGGGCGACUCUGGAAGUUGGAUACCGUAUCCCUCGCAUGAAGCGAGAUCCGAAUGCAGUCGCUUCAGUCAGCCAAUUCGGGCGGAGAGAACAUAAUAAUGAUGAGCAGAAACGAUCUCAAUCUCGUUCGCGUUCAAGAUCCCGGUCGUUGGAUGCUCCUCGCGGGCCAGCGAAUCCCGGUCGGAAGAGCAACGGUCCCAGAAACUCCCAGCAUCACGGUCCCCGUCAGUUCCGCCGCCAAUUCAAUCCUUUGCCUCCGGGAUGGUUCGCAGCCGAAUCACACGGCAGGACAUAUUAUUACUGCGCCCGGGGGGAUGUCACCUGGACUCGUCCGAUUCACGCCGCACCUGAGGUUGAUGUCCCAGCCAGCCAGGCGAAGAACAAAGCCCUACAAGGUAUCAUCGAUGGUAUCUUGAAUGCUAAGGAGAACACGCCGAAGGAGAAGACUGUCACACCAGGCACACCGCAAGCUUCUAAAGAAACGGCGAGUUUCAGUGAAGGGCAGGAGAAGUGGAGAAGUUACAGUGAAGAGAAACAGAAGAAGCUUUAUGAGAACACGCUUUUCCCUCAUAUCAAAUACGUGGUGGACAAAUUCAAACACAAGCUUCCGAAGGAGGAUUUGAAGCGCUAUGCUAAGGAUGUCGCCAAGAAGCUCGUCAACUCCGAUUUCAAAAACAAUCGCGUGGAAGAUCCAACGAAGAUUAGCGAAAAACAACAAAAGAAAGUCAAGGCAUUCUGCAAGGAGUUCUUUGACAAGGCUGUUGCGAAGCACCGAGCUUAUGAGCAGAGAAAGGCCGAGAAGCAGGCAAAGGGAGGUGAUUCGAAAGCAGGAGAAACGGCCAAUGGCCACAACACCGUUGAAGAUGUCGACGUGAACCUGUCUGAUGGCGAAGCAGAAAAGGUUGAAGAGAACGAUACCUUCAUGGACAGCGAUCCGCAAGGCAUUCUCAAGCGCAAGAGGGAAGACGAAGUGGAUCUUGCUGAAGGAAGUGCUGAAGAAGCGAUGUCACCUUCGAAGAGGCAGAAGUCAACAACACCCAUACCUCCUCCCCCGCCACCACCGCCUCCUCUAGGUGAUGAAGAGCAACCCACGCCAGACGGCACUGGAGAAUAUCACUUCCAAGCUGAGAAUGGUGAUUCCAUGCUGCACAGCCCGGAGACUGCACCAACUCCUCCUCCCCCGCCACCUUUGUCAACGGAGCACAGCGACAACGAUGAAUCGGCCCGGUCUCCCGGUAUGAACAAUCAUCUGCUGGAACAGAAACCUUUCCCUGCCCCUUUGCCAGCAGAGGAGUACGACGCCGACUCGGGAAAGCUUCAGUCAAAUCGAAUCGGUAUCGAGGGCCAAGUAUAG
Aspergillus thermomutatus is the source of this 2916-nucleotide messenger RNA. It is a transcript of the gene set2, whose product is annotated as SET and WW domain protein. The record is from RefSeq and is a predicted model, not a curated record. Gene Ontology annotation, biological process: regulation of DNA-templated transcription. NCBI's taxonomy places the organism in Eukaryota, Fungi, Ascomycota, Eurotiomycetes, Eurotiales, Aspergillaceae. Gene Ontology annotation, molecular function: histone H3K36 methyltransferase activity; protein binding. Gene Ontology annotation, cellular component: nucleus; chromosome; chromatin. Bases 1 to 2916 code for a protein of 971 amino acids. The transcript has 4 exons.